Molecule: messenger RNA, 1484 nt
Organism: Clupea harengus (Atlantic herring)
Lineage: Eukaryota; Metazoa; Chordata; Actinopteri; Clupeiformes; Clupeidae
Gene: sgcg
Product: sarcoglycan, gamma
Biological process (GO): heart contraction; cardiac muscle tissue development
Cellular component (GO): sarcolemma; sarcoglycan complex
Source: RefSeq, a predicted model, not a curated record
GCGCCUUUCUCAUUCUUUCUUUUUCUCUCUGUCUCCUCCUCUCCCUUCUUUUUUUUUUCUCCCUGGCUUAUUGUUUUGUUUUUCUCCCCUUUCCAGCCUCUCUGAGUGACUUCUGAAAAGCUCCACAGAGUGUGUGUGUGCGUUGUGUUUUUUUUUUUCUUCUCCUCUGUCAGAGCAAUGGCUGGAUGUGUGUGUGUGCGUGUCAGUGUGUGUGUGUGUGGGGGCACACUCUGUGCUGCACGGCAGUGGAGUAACUUGUGAGUCAGAGAAGAGUGAGGCAAGAGUUUUUCUGGGCGAGCGACAGUGGGCAAAGAGAGAAAGAGGGAAGAGAGGGGCAACUGGGCAUGCCGGAAGCAGGGGCAGGGGGCUGUUUGUGGCAUUACUGGGGCAGAUCCUAUGGGAGGAGAUUUAUGACACGCAGCUGUUGAGCACUUGACAGACGUGGGGUGUGUGAGAGGAUUCCUGUUGCUGCGCAGGAGCGCUGCCUUUGCCAACACACACACACACACACACACACGCUCAUCGGUGGAGAGUAAAGUGACUCACAUCGCAGCCUGCAACGACAAGGAUGGUGCGUGAGCAGUACGUCAGCACCACAGGGGACGACGGCGUCCCCGACACUAUCCCCGACUACCUGUACAAGAUCGGCAUCUAUGGCUGGAGGAAGCGCUGCCUCUACCUGUUCGUCCUCAUCCUCCUGGUCAUCCUGGUCAUCAACCUGGCCCUCACCAUCUGGAUCGUGCGGGUGAUGUGGUUCAACCCGGAAGGAAUGGGUCUUCUACAGGUGCAUCCCGAUGGCGUGAGGUUAGAGGGCGAGUCGGACUUUCUUUUUCCACUGUAUGCCGAGGAGAUCGACUCUAGAGAGGACUCGGCACUUCUGAUGCACUCCACUGAGAAUGUCACUCUUAACGCACGGAACGAGAAUGUGACAGGACGGGAUGUGACAGGACGUCUGUCUGUGGGGCCCAAGAAGGUGCAGGGAGACGUCCAGCAGCUGGUCAUCAAGUCCAUGAUCACUAAGAAGAUGCUGUUCCAGGCUGAUGGCAAAGAGGUAGUGGUGGGCACCAACAAGCUUCGCAUCACAGGACCUGAAGGCGCAAUAUUCCAGCACUCGGUGCAGACCCCCCUCCUCCGAGGCGAGAUGUCCAAGGAUCUGAGGCUGGAUGCUCCCACUCGCGCCCUCUUCAUGGAUGCUCCAGAUGAAGUACGCGUCAAAGCACUUUCUGGACACUUCUCCGCAACAUCCAAAAUGGACGUCCUCCUGCGCUCCAAUGAAGGCCUGCUGGUCCUAGAUGCUGAGAUGGUCCGGCUGCGUAACCUGCGCAAUGGCACAGCGGGCACAGGAGGCGCCCAGGGCCUGUAUGAGGUGUGUGUGUGCCCCAACAGCGGGAAGCUGUUCCUCUCCAAGGCUGGCGUCACCUCCACCUGCAGCAACAGUCAACAGUGCUAGCGGGGGCCCUGCACGCCGGGGGGUGGGGUGGGGU